AUGGAUAAAUUCAUAUCUCCAACUCAAAGCCCCACUGCAAGCAUCUCAUCCGCAGUAGUACCAAAUGGACCAUCUCUGGACUUCAAUGUUAUAGUCAUCCUUGCUGCCAUGUUAUGUGCUUUAGUCUGUGCCCUUGGCCUCAAUUCCAAGCUUCAGUGUGUGGUUAGAGGCACUCACCGUGCACUAACCCAACCUAUCCAAUGGGUUGCCUCUCGCCACUUGAACUCAGGGCUUAAGAAGAAGGACAUGGUAGCACUACCUACUUCAACAUACGCGACCACGUCCGGCUCACCAACUUACACUUCCAAUUGUGCUAUUUGCCUUGUGGACUUCUCCGAUGGUGACCGGAUACGAGUACUACCUAAGUGUAAUCACCGGUUUCAUGUCGCUUGCAUCGAUACUUGGCUUCUUUCUCAUUCCUCCUGCCCUACUUGCCGGCAUCAACUCAAGUGUAACGACGACUAUGAUAAGCAGGUAGAGAUAGUGUGA
Macadamia integrifolia is the source of this 489-nucleotide messenger RNA. Its product is annotated as RING-H2 finger protein ATL73-like. Gene Ontology annotation, molecular function: transferase activity. The coding region runs from base 1 to 489 and encodes 162 amino acids. The transcript has a single exon. Gene Ontology annotation, biological process: protein ubiquitination. Lineage: Eukaryota; Viridiplantae; Streptophyta; Magnoliopsida; Proteales; Proteaceae. The record is from RefSeq and is a predicted model, not a curated record.